AUGUUUGUGUCACUAUUGAGCAAGUAUGGUGUCAAACAAAAAGUUUCUACACCAUAUCACCCACAAACGAGUGGGCAAGUUGAAGUGUCGAAUAGGGAGAUAAAGGCCAAUUUGGUAAAGACAGUGAAUGACACUAGAUUUGAUUGGUCCUGGAAGUUGGAGGACAUAUUGUGGGCUUAUAGAACUGCUUACAACACACUGAUUGGAAUAUUGACAUAUCAAUUGGUAUUUGGUAAGUCUUAUCACCUACCAGUUAAGUUUGAUCAUAUGGCCAUGUGGUCCUUGAAAGAUGCAGUUGAUAACGAUGAGGCACCUCUCAAGACUGAUGAGAAGGACUUUUUUGAGAUUGAUCAUCAUGCCGAGGAUAUAUAUGAGGGCCUUGUUGAUUUAGAGGAUAUCUAUCUCCAGGUAGUUGUUGAGCAUACAUUUGCCCAUCUAUCUCCCAUGGAGCCACCUCCUGCCCUUCCUAGUGAGAUAUCAAGAACUGAUGCCCCAAUUAAGGAUGCGUCUGUAGUCUAG
This is a messenger RNA of Solanum dulcamara, 519 nucleotides long. RefSeq lists its product as uncharacterized. Gene Ontology annotation, biological process: DNA integration. The record is from RefSeq and is a predicted model, not a curated record. Gene Ontology annotation, molecular function: nucleic acid binding. Lineage: Eukaryota; Viridiplantae; Streptophyta; Magnoliopsida; Solanales; Solanaceae. The transcript has 2 exons. The coding region runs from base 1 to 519 and encodes 172 amino acids.